Molecule: messenger RNA, 1339 nt
Organism: Cydia pomonella (codling moth)
Lineage: Eukaryota; Metazoa; Arthropoda; Insecta; Lepidoptera; Tortricidae
Product: 3-oxoacyl-[acyl-carrier-protein] reductase FabG-like
Exons: 4
Coding region: 299-1105 (268 amino acids)
Molecular function (GO): oxidoreductase activity
Source: RefSeq, a predicted model, not a curated record
AUAGGAAAUCAAAUUUUAACUUCACUAUUUAAUUAUACCUAUGGUGUAGGUUGCUAUUUGUAAAAACGCAUUUAUUAGCUAAUAUAAGUAGUAUAUUUUCCUGCUAAGAAGCAAUCAAAACAUAAAUAACCUAAAACCACAAGAUGCGUCAAGCGCAUGGGAAACUCAAGCAGGUAGGUAUUUCCCCCUUGACAUGAUGUAACUUCCAUUGAGGAAUACUGGGUUUGUUGUAACCCCUAUAAAUAUAGCAUAAGUAACAUCUCAGCCUCAGUCUGUAAGAAGCAUGUGACUAGACAAAAUGGAAUUUGAAAAUAAAGUGAUAUUGGUGACUGGCGCGAGUUCCGGCAUCGGCAAAGCGACAGCACUCCUGUUUGCCGCGCGCGGCGCUCGGCUCGCGCUUGUGGGUCGGGACGAGGCGAAACUGCGCUCGGUCGCAGAGCAGUGUGCGAACCACCCGCUGCAACACCUGCACAUCGCGGCGAACUUGUCUACGGACGAGGGAUGCGAGAGGGUCGCUAAGCAAACUUUAGAGCAGUUUGGACGAUUGGACGUGCUUGUGAACUGCGCCGGCGUGGCAGCUAUCACGUCGUUGGAGACAGCGGACAUGGCGUCAUUCGACCGCGUGUUCGGAACGGUGGUCCGCGGCGCCUUCAACCUAACACGGUUGCUCGCGCCCGCGCUUAUUGCGGCGCGUGGUUCCAUCGUCAACGUGUCCAGCAUCGCCGCCACCAUGGUGCACGUUGGCAGUCUGCCCUAUGGGAUGGCAAAGGCGGCCCUCGACCACUUCACGCGUUUGAUCGCCCUCGAGUUAGCCCCCAAGGGUGUGAGAGUGAACACCGUUAGUCCAGGAAUCACAAACACACCUCUCCUUCAACGUUUAACCGGCCACUCUGACGAAGAGCACGCGGCAUUUCUCAAGAACAGCGAGGCGAGAAUCCCGAUGCGACAGACAUGCGAGCCGGUCGACGUGGCGCGUGUGAUUGCAUUCCUGGCUGGCGGGGACAGCCGGCUGGUCACCGGUGCCACCGUCAAAGUCGACGGCGGCCUGCAGCUCAUCGGCCUCGGAGAGAUGCUUAAGGACCAGAACGAGGAGAUGAGAAAGUGAACAUGGACGAACUCGACGAUAUAUUUUUUGCUGGACCUGGAGCCCAAUUUGAAAUUUUUAAUUUUUUACGUCAAAAUGAUUGUACUUAUUUUUGUUAUUAUUCGCGCGUGCAGUGCCCUCACACUUGUUCGUGGGUGAUUCUCUCGUUUCGUGCAGAUGUUGAGCUCGAAUCAAGGGUCAAUAUUAUAUUAGUUUAUACCAAGCUCAACCAGAGUAAACUUAUCCCAGAAAGAA